This is a messenger RNA of Neltuma alba, 2380 nucleotides long. Its product is annotated as cysteine-rich receptor-like protein kinase 10. Gene Ontology annotation, biological process: protein phosphorylation. Gene Ontology annotation, molecular function: protein serine/threonine kinase activity; ATP binding. NCBI's taxonomy places the organism in Eukaryota, Viridiplantae, Streptophyta, Magnoliopsida, Fabales, Fabaceae. The coding region runs from base 39 to 1970 and encodes 643 amino acids. The record is from RefSeq and is a predicted model, not a curated record. Gene Ontology annotation, cellular component: plasma membrane. The transcript has 8 exons.
CAUCAAACCCCAUUAUUCCCACUCCGCGAUUUCUGUUGAUGAUCUUCCCCAUAAUAAUCAUGAUCAGUUUCAUCAGAACAAGUACUUCUCUAGCAUCAGAUUACGUUGGAGAUGACUGCCAUAACAAAACACCACAAGCUCUUACUGCUUCAUACAAAGCCAAUCUUAACCAGCUCCUCUCAUGGCUCUCCAUGGACUCCGCCACAAGCGAAGGCUACAACCAAACCACCAUCGGCAACGCCACCAACGCCGCCAUCUACGGCCUCUAUGACUGCCGUGGUGACGACCCCGGAUACCUCUGUCAGUUUUGUGUCUCAACUGCCACCAGAGAGCUUCUCCAACGCUGUCCCAAUCAACCUUCAGCUGCGAUAUGGUACAGCUACUGCAUCCUCCGAUACUCGAACGAGAACUUCUUUGGGAAGGUGACAAUGAGCCCGUUGUGGUCCAUGGAAGGAGUGAAUAAGAAGGAGUCCGAUCCAACGGAGUGGAAGAAGGCGGAGAGUUACAUAAGGAGUCUGAUUCGACGAGCAACAGAAAAGACGAAGGAGUUAAAUGCGUGGGGAGGGUUUGAUUUGGGAGGUGGAAGAAGAAGGUACGCGUUGGUACAGUGUAGUAGAGAUCUUGAGAACAAGAGUUGCAAGCAAUGUUUGGAGGCUUUGAUGAAUAACAUUACUCAAUGUUGUGAGCAGAAACAAGGAUGGCAAGUUGGGACGCCAAGCUGUAUGAUCAAAUACAACGAUUACAUGUUUUAUCAGUCAUCCAUUUCCGAUCGCAAUCCUACCACAGGCAAUGAUGGGGAUGGCAAGUCCAAAUCUUUGAUCAUAAGCGUAAGUUUAUUAGCGGCUGUGGCAAUACUAAGUUUUUCUGUCUACUUAUGGCGAAGGAAGACCAGGAAAGAUGAACGACCAUUGGAUGGCGCUCCUAUAUUUUAUGACAUCUCCCGAAGAGAGAGAUCAUUGAACUCAGACCUUCCCACAAUCCCUUUACAUGUGAUUCAACAGAGCACUCAUCACUUUUCCGAAAAUUCUAAAUUGGGAGAAGGUGGAUUUGGAGCCGUUUACAAGGGAACAUUACCGGAUGGAAAGGAAAUUGCUGUUAAAAGACUCUCACAAGCAUCAAGUCAAGGCUCAAAGGAGUUCAAAAAUGAAGUGAUAUUCAUAGCAAAAUUGCAACAUAGAAACCUUGUCAAACUCUUGGGAUGCUGCAUGGAGAAAAACGAGAAGCUACUUGUAUACGAGUACAUGCCAAAUUCCAGCCUUGACUUCCACCUUUUCAAUGAUGAAAAUAGAAAGAAACUACAUUGGAAUCUAAGAAUAAAUAUUAUUAAUGGGAUUGCAAAAGGACUUUUGUAUCUUCAUGAAGACUCUCGACUUAGAGUAGUUCAUAGAGAUUUGAAGGCUAGCAAUGUCCUUUUGGACAAUGAGAUGAAUCCUAAAAUAUCAGAUUUUGGAUUGGCAAGGACUUUUGAAGGAGCUCGAAAUGAAGGAAAUACAAAACGAAUAAUGGGUACAUAUGGUUAUAUGGCUCCAGAAUAUGCUAUGGAAGGAUUAUUUUCAGUAAAAUCAGAUGUUUUUAGUUUUGGUGUUCUUUUACUAGAAAUCAUAUGUGGAAAAAAGAUUUGCAGUUUCUAUCUUGCAGAACAUGGCCAAAGUCUCCUAAUUUAUACUUGGAAUUUGUGGUGCAAAGAUAAAUGUUUAGAAUUGAUGGACCCAAUGCUAGAAGAUUCAUAUAUAGCAACUGAAGUUUCAAAGUGCGUACACAUUGGCUUGCUUUGUGUUCAAGAAGAUCCAGACGAUAGACCAACCAUGUCUACUAUUGCAGUCAUGCUUGCAAGUGACACAAUGACAUUACCAACACCUACUCCUCCUGCAUUUUCUAGAAGAAAGUCUCUGGAAGAGUCGUCAACUUCUAGAACUUUUAACGAUGCUUCUGUUAAUGCAAUAACUGCUUCUCACAUCACGCCUAGAUGACAAUUAACCUAAUAGAGGAGAUGGAUUGAUCUUGUUCAACAACUUCGCAGCCUAGGGAGAAGAGGACUUGAGAGAGUAAUGGGACCCACUUGAUGUAUGGAUCCCACUACUUCCUUCAUCUCUUUUAGCCAGAUCAUGAAGAUUUUAGGAGGAAGCUUGAAAAAAAAAAAAGCCAUGAAGACCAAAUGAUGAUGAAUUGAAGGUUAGGUUUGGACAUAUAUAUUAGAGCAAAUCAAAUAGAUAAAUGUCUAACAGUAUUUGAGCAUUUAAUUUGCCAAGAAGAAGAGAGCAUUCUCUUCCAAAACUGUGCGUAUACGCAUGUAUGCAUGGCUUAUCACAUGUGUUAUAUUGUUGUUAAACAUUUUGAUGAAAACAUAUACAACGAAUUGUUAUAAAAUAUUAUCCUUUUA